Messenger RNA from Lachancea fermentati, 1401 nucleotides. Lineage: Eukaryota; Fungi; Ascomycota; Saccharomycetes; Saccharomycetales; Saccharomycetaceae. The record is from the annotation of a GenBank genome assembly.
AUGGCGUCUAUGUUUAAACCUCCUGAGUCGACUAGGCGCAAUUCUAAGUCUCCGCGUCUGACACUGCCGUCUGCAUUGAAGUAUAACAGUUCUGAUUUUAUUCAGCCAAUGGGAACGACUUCCACACUUAGCACCCCAUGCUCAACUGCCUCUGCAAAGACUCUUACAUUAAACCAUCCUAGCCAAUCAUCAUCAUCAUCUUCUUCAUUGACAACCCUGAAAAAAAGACCUGUCCCACCACCUAUUCCCAAUCUAGCUGUUCCUCAAAAUGUCAGCGCAGGCGCCAAAACUCCAGAGACAGACAAACUUGUUGAAUCAUUGGAGAGCAUGAAGUUGAGUGAUGCAAAUUUACCGUACAGCACUAAGGAAUUCAGCAGCUCUAUUGACUCCUAUCCAUCCACAGUGGUUGCUGCUUAUGAUAGUGCGGAGAGCGAAAUUGCUUCGCCGGGCAAGACUUUACCUUCGCCCGGUUUGAUCAAAAAUGUCGACGAACUGGAGGAACAAAUGUGGCAAUCUGUUAACUUGAAAGAUGAGAUAGUAACCAUAGGUGUGAUAGGAGAAGGUGCUGGUGGAUCUGUGAGUAAAUGCAGAUUGAAAAAUAACUCAACCAUUUUCGCUCUCAAGACAAUCACAACUUUGGACUUCGAACCUAAUGCCCAGAAGCAGAUUUUCAGAGAAUUACAAUUCAACAAAAGUUGCAAAUCAGAAUACAUUGUACAAUAUUAUGGAAUGUUUACUGAUGAGAACAGCUCGUCAAUAUACAUAGCAAUGGAGUACAUGGGUGGUAAGUCAUUGGAUGCUGUUUACAAGCAUUUACUAGAACGUGGAGGGAGAAUUGGCGAAAAAGUUCUCGGUAAAAUUGCUGAGAGUGUACUCAGAGGUUUAUCAUACUUGCAUGAGCGCAAAAUUAUUCACCGCGACAUUAAACCUCAGAACAUUUUGUUGAACGAAGCGGGGCAAGUCAAGCUUUGUGACUUUGGUGUGAGUGGUGAGGCUGUUAAUUCUCUAGCGACUACUUUUACUGGAACAUCUUACUACAUGGCACCAGAGAGAAUACAAGGACAGCCAUACAGUGUAACCAGUGAUGUGUGGUCACUGGGACUAACACUACUAGAAGUGGCUCAAGGACAAUUCCCCUUUAACAGCGACAAAAUGGCUGCCAAUAUGCCUCCAAUAGAGCUGCUUAUGCUUAUACUGACUUUUACUCCGGAGCUGAAAGAUGAGCCGGAGUUGAAUAUUGUUUGGAGCAAAUCGUUCAAGUCCUUUGUAGAGUACUGUCUGAAGAAAGAAUCGCGCGAAAGGCCAUCACCACGACAAAUACUACAACACCCUUGGAUCCAAGGGCAAAUGAAGAAAAAAGUUAAUAUGCAGAAGUUUAUCAAACGAUGCUGGGAGGAAUGA